Triticum dicoccoides is the source of this 2185-nucleotide messenger RNA. Its product is annotated as purple acid phosphatase 22-like. Gene Ontology annotation, molecular function: acid phosphatase activity; metal ion binding. The coding region runs from base 126 to 2000 and encodes 624 amino acids. Lineage: Eukaryota; Viridiplantae; Streptophyta; Magnoliopsida; Poales; Poaceae. The record is from RefSeq and is a predicted model, not a curated record. The transcript is spliced from 6 exons.
UUUUAGUUUCAAUGUCUUGGUUUGGACGACGAUGUUCCUCGAUUUGUGGAGGUUGAUGAUCUCGAAACCUAGAAAAUAAAACUAACCAUUGCAAUUCUCCAAACUCCUUCGAUCAAAGUCGUAAAAUGGAUCAAGUGACUAGAUUGCUUGCCACCUCACAUCCAUGGUUUCAGCCUCCCAAACCGCAUCUAGUAAUAUCCUCCUGUCCCCAUCGAGUCAUCAACCUCCUGUUGCUUUCAGCUCCCAUCCAAACAGCGACGCUUGCUGCGACGGAGGCUCAAACGAAUGCAGAAAUCAAUAGGAACGCAGAAAAAGAAAAAGGAAAUCUGCAGCAAUGCCAGCCCCAACCUACCUAUCUCCUCCCUCCCUCCCCCUCCACCACACCGCCAUCGCCACCGCCACCGCCACCGCCAGCGCGAGCCUCCUCUCCGGUGGCCGCAGCCGUCGCAGCUGCCGACGGCAUAUGUCAGGUACCUCCGGGUAGACUCCCACCCGGUCUCGUGCUUCUUAAAGCCAAGGUCGGCGAUGGCGACGGCCAUGUCGACGGAGGGGACGAGCUCCUCCUGGCUUCGCGGCGACACGCCGUCCUCGGCGUGGCCAGGGUCCUCUUCGCGGCGGCGAACGAGCGGUGCCUGCGGGGCAUGGACCGGGCGGCGCUCGGGCGCGGGAGCUUCUUCGCGGGGGCCAUGGCCAACUCGUGGAGGGUGCUCAUGCAGGGGCUCGCGUCGCUCAUGUUCCUCUGCGCGCGCGCCGAUGAGUAUGUCCGGCAGCCGCCGAGCCCGCUUGUGCUGACGGCCCACGACAAGCCGGCGGCUCAUCCUCAGCAGGUGCACAUUUCAACUGUGGGAAGGGACAAGAUGAGGAUUUCAUGGGUCACUGACGACCGGAGCACGCCGUCGGUGGUGGAGUACGGCGAAUCCCGGGGCAACUACACCGCGUCGGCGACGGGCGACCACGUGACGUACAAAUACUUCUUCUACGAGUCCGGCGCGAUCCACCACGUGACGAUCGGCCCGCUGGCGCCCAGCACGACCUACCACUACCGGUGCGGCAAGGCCGGCGACGAGCUCACCCUCCGGACCCCUCCGGCGUCCCUCCCGCUCGAGCUCGUCGUGAUCGGCGACCUGGGCCAGACCCGGUGGACGGCGUCGACGCUGGCGCACAUCGGCGGCGCGGACUACGACAUGCUGCUGCUCCCGGGCGACCUGUCGUACGCGGACACGCAGCAGCCGCUGUGGGACUCGUUCGGGCGGCUGGUGCAGCCGCUGGCGAGCGCGCGGCCGUGGAUGGUGACGGAGGGCAACCACGAGGCGGAGGCGCUCCCCGUGGUGGGCUUCGCGCCCUUCGUCGCCUACAACGCGCGGUGGCGGAUGCCGCACGAGGAGAGCGGCUCCGCCUCCAACCUCUACUACUCGUUCGACGUGGCCGGCGGGGCGGCGCACGUGGUGAUGCUGGGAUCCUACGCCGAGUUCGAGGAGGGGUCGGAGCAGCGCGCGUGGCUGGAGCGGGACCUCGCCGGCGUGGACCGGCGGAGGACGCCGUGGCUGCUGGUGCUGCUGCACGCGCCGUGGUACAACACCAACCAGGCCCACCAGGGGGAGGGCGAGGCGAUGCGCGCCGCCAUGGAGGCGCUCCUCUACGAGGCCCGCGUCGACGUCGUCUUCUCCGGCCACGUCCACGCCUACGAGCGAUUCACGAGGAUCUACGACAACGAGGCCGACGGCCGGGGCCCGAUGUACAUAACCAUCGGCGACGGCGGCAACAGAGAAGGGCUUGCUCUCAAGUUCCUGGAGGAUCACAAGUCGGCGCACCUGUCGGUGUUCCAGGAGGCGAGCUUUGGGCACGGCCGGCUGAGGAUCGUCGACGAGACGAGCGCCGUCUGGACGUGGCACCGCAACGACGACGAGUACGCCACCGUCCGCGACGAGGUCUGGCUGGAGAGCUUGGCUAGUCCAAAGCUAUCCAUGGCAGCCACCAGUCGUCACGACGAGGAGUUGUAGAAUGUUGCAGAUCAGUACACACCCUACUGUUGGGACCGCCGGGAAAUCAAACUCUUUAAUUGGGUCAUAAGGCAGCACUCCCACUAGUACAGAAUGAUGCUCACAGUUCGUUCGAAACACGUGUGUGAUAAGUCGAGAUAAUGCACACGAUUGAAAUACAAGAACCGUGUGUGUUCAUGGGCAAA